Molecule: messenger RNA, 608 nt
Organism: Cylicocyclus nassatus
Lineage: Eukaryota; Metazoa; Nematoda; Chromadorea; Rhabditida; Strongylidae
Source: the annotation of a GenBank genome assembly
AUAUAAUAAUGGCGGAAAUUUUCAAAAUCAAGCAGAUCAUAGGAAGUAUUGAGGGCUACGAGGAACACGAGGAAGUUGUGUUGAGUAUUACUAAGCUCCCGUUUGGACGAAAGGCAGGGCUAGGCAUUUCUGACGUCAUCAAAAUUGUUGAAAUUUUGGAAGGAGAUAAAGAAAUUCUACGUGUUCUCCGCAAUGUCGCUAUCAUCAUGGGGAAGCCUAGACCAGAAAACCACAAACCCCAAAUGAUCAGCAGAAGCGACGAGGAAAAAUGGUUUGGAUCUGUUAAAUGCACAACGAGGGAGAUAGUGUUGGAUACAUCCACUACGGAUAAGGAAGUAUCUCUCAAUGAAAUUUACAAGAAGCUUGCACAAGCAGAUAUCAAAGACGAGAACGAAUUUCUUGACUGCUUUAUGGCCAUGAUUUUAGUCCAGGGAUAUUCUAUGAAAAACUGGGCACAUCUAUCUGACUCGGAAAGUCCUUACAAAAGGAAUCGCAAAGUAGAUCAGGAAAAAAUUCUUAACUUUAUGGUAACAACCCUCAUAGACAGUGAUAUAAAAAUUGGAGAUGAUUAUAAAAAUAAACAAGAGGAUAUGAAGAAAUUUAUGUGA